AUGGCGGAAAGUGGAGAGGAAAAUGUCGAGAUUUCCGAGGCGAUAAAAGAAGAAGCAGAAACUGUGAAAGCCAAAGCGAAUGAAUUUUUUAAAGGUAAACUGCAGUACUUCAUAUUCGUCUUGAAAUGUUUUCACGCCAUAUUUUGUAUUUCUUAGAAAAACCUGUUUUAUUUGUACAGGUUGUACAAAGUCGAAAGUGUUAAAUAUGUAUUCACUGACCGUGCUUUUAAUAUUAUUGUGAACCGAAAACGCUUUGAACAUUCCACAGAUUUAUGAAACAUUUCUCAAUGUCUCUCAAACCCUGUUGGGCUAUCUUCAUAUAACAAUAUAUGUUGUAAAAUAUAAUACUUUGCAGUGUAUAUUUGUCAGAGCCAGAUUGCAGAGUUUGGUCAGAGCUGCCGAGAUUUUUUUCAGGAAAAUAUUUUAGCGCCCCUUGGGGUGCUUCGUAUAACCUGCCCCCAUAUCACAAAAUUCCAAUUGUUAAGUGCCUAUUUUGUAACUUUUUUGCCUUUGAUAUUUUGUUUGGCCCAGACUGCAUUUUCUAGACUGUUUGGACCGCGCGCAUUUUUGAUGCUUUCUAUAUAUUUACUAUUAAAUUUUCGAAAUCUCCGGCGCGCAAUUUCCAAACUUUGCAGUCUGGCCAGACUGCAUUUACUGCACUGUGCGCGGAAGAUCUUUAGCACGCAUUUUUUAUGCUUUCUAUAUAUUUACUAUUACAUUUUCGAAAUCUCCAGCAUGCAAUUUCCAAACUUUGCAGUCUGGUGUUUGGCAUCUUGAAUAUGAAGGUGGCCCUUAACCCGUAAUGUAGCAAUGGUCAUUCCAGAAAAGAGCUGUACUCCUCUGAGGAGGGGAGGGGGGAAACUCAUUACCGGUACCAGAAAAUGUAUAGGGUCAUUCCAGAAAACAUCCAUACCUCCCCCACACAGGGAAUUGGAAGUUAACCCCCUACCCCCUUCGGACCUCCUAAUACACUUAUUAUUACCACAAACAAAUUUUUCUUUCCCCCACCCCUCUCUGACUGGCAGAAAUUUCUUCUGUGGGGGGAGUGUGGAUCUUUUCUGGAACAAAGGGGGAGUAGGGGGUUAACUUCUACUUUACUCUGUGGGGGACGUAUUGAUGUUUUCCGGAAUGACCCAAUAUUCCAAAAUUUAAGUUCUGUAUUAUCACUUACAGAUGGUGAUUUUGUGACUGCAAUGGAACUAUAUUCUCAUGCAAUCAGAUUGAACCCACAUUGUGCUGUGUAUUAUGGCAAUAGAAGUUUUUGUUCUAUCAAACUGGAGAACUAUGGUGAUGCAUUGACUGAUGCUAAUAAAGCUUUGGAACUUGAUAAAACGUAUAUAAAGGUAGAGAGUCUAGUUUGUUUGACGCUGAACUGUCUAAUUUAUCUUCUGUUCAAAACACGAUUCUUGUACGCCCAAUUCUAUAAAAAAAUAUUCAACAAUUUAAUGAAAUUGGGAAAUUGAGUUUGCCUGCAACAUUCAGAAUCAGAUCCGAGUUACGAAGUGACUGUGGUUUGAAUGUUGCAUCUUUUAAGUGGCAUUCUUGUUGGUAUUCUUGCACAAAUAAGCCCCACUCUCUAAUAUGCCCCUCCCUCCAACAUGCCUCUCUCUCCAAUAAGCCUUUCUCUCAAUAAGCCCCUUCCUCCAUUACACCCCUCUCUCCAACAUGCCCCUCCCUCCAAUAAGCCAUUAAGCUUUUCUCUCAAUAAGCCCCACUCUCCAAUAUGCCCCUCUCUCCAACAUGCCCCUCCCUCCCCUAAGCCUUUCUCUCAAUAUACCCCUUUCUCCAAUACAUUUUCUCCUUUUUCUAAUACACCCCUCUCCAAUAUGCCCCUCUCUCCAACAUGCCCCUCUCUCCAACAUAUCCCUCCCUCCAAUAAGCCUUUCUCUCAAUAGGCCCCUCCCUCCAUUACACCCCUCUCUCCAACAUGCCCCUCCCUCCACUAAGCCUUUCUUUCAAUUUAGCCCUUUCUCCAAUACACUUUCCCCUUUUUCUAACACACCCCUCUCCAAUAUGCCUCUCUCUCCAAUGUACACCUCUCCAAUAAGCCCUUCUCUCCAAUAAGCCCCUCUCCAAAUAAGCCCCUCUCCAAAUAAGCCCCUCUCCAAAAACACCCCUCUCUCCAAAUAAACCCCCCUCUCCAAAUAAGCCCCUCUCUCCAAAUAAGCCCCUCCUCUCCAAAUAAGCCCCUCUCUCCAAAUAAGCCUCCCUCUCCAAAUAAGCCCCCCUCAAUACACCCCUCUCUCCAAUAUGUAUGCCCCUCUCUCCAAUAUCUCUCCCCAACACACCCCUCUCUUUCCCCCAACACUCUAGAUAUAAUGUAACAACUUAUCUUUGAUAUUCCAGGGGUAUUAUAGACGUGCUUCAGCAAACAUGGUGUUAGGAAAAUUCAAAGCAAGUUUAAAAGAUUAUGAAACUGUAAGUAAUUAACACAUAAAGCACCACUGCUUUCUUCUUGACAAGUGAAAUUGCCUCGCAUUAGACAGAGUAAAAUAAGGGUCAAAAAACUAAACCACAUUCAUCAAAAGCUGAAUUUUUGAGACGAGAUAUUUUUAAUAGUCUAAACUGAAACCAAGGGAAAUAAUUGCAAAAUCAUUGAUCUGUUAUAUCAUUGAUUUGUUUUAAUUGAUCUUGGAAAUUCACAGGUAAAGUUACUGGUUAGAACAGUCCAAAUGUUACAGUAUCAAGUAGAGAAAUCCAUCAUAUUAUUACGUCAUGUAGGUGGUUAAAUUUCGUCCUAAAGACAAGGACGCGAAGCUAAAGUACACCGAAUGUAAGAAAAUUGUCCAAAAACAAGCAUUUGAAAAAGCCAUAGCUGUUGAUCACGAAAAGAAAUCUCUUGCAGAAUCACUUGAUGUCAAUUCAAUAGGUAAACGUUUAACUGUAUCAAUAAGAAAGCUUCGGUAGUGAUGAACAAGGAGAACUAGUGUAUUAAUAACAUAAAUUAGCAAACAUUUUGGUAACUGCGCAUGGCUGAACACCGUCCCACAUGCGAACCGUCAAACUAAGGCAUAUAAAUUAUCCUACUUAUGUUAGCAUCAAGUUAGGAGAAAGAUGGCAAAACUCAUCUUGACGUUUUUCUCCUAGUUCUGGGAGCAAUAUUGAUACAUCACAUGUCUUGUAACCAUGACAAUGUGAUCACGGAUUCUCCCUACAAUAACAUUGCUCUCUGAUGACUACAAGAUUAGAAGCACAUCUUGUGGACAGAUACGGGGCAGACAUCGUGUUUUAGGCUACGUUUACACUGUAGAUAGCUUUCCGUAGCGACGUGAAAAAACACUUAUCCGUACCUUUUAGGAACGCUAUUUUCAGAGGAAUUAUUGCAACAGAGAGAUGUUGUUUCGCUCAGCUUCUGAAAGUUGUACAUUUCCUAUCGGAUAGGUGCUUUUUCGAGCCGCCACGGAAAGAUAUCCGAUAUAGUGGAAACAUACUUUUAGACCCCGUGGGGCCGGAGAAAUUCCAGGACAGCUAACCGUACGAAUUCGAGACCCAAUAAAAUUAGGUUUCGUUUGUACCGGAAUGGCUCCUAAAUUAGAGCAUGUGAACAGCGGAACCGGGUUUUUUCAAGACCAUUUUGCACGAUAGAGGAUUGGGAUUGAGACUAACUGGGACCAUCUGCGCACGCGUACUAUACAUAAAUACUUCCGGGUUCCGAAUUCAUCCAGCCCCUUGAGAACAUAGACUUAGUGUUAAGGUGAUGAUGCAGAACUGGAGGGAUUGGGCACGUACUCUUUUCAUGGACCUCUAGAAAAUAUGCUUAUCAGAACUCUGACUAUAUAGUUUGUUGUAUUCCAGCCGUAGAUAACAGCUAUGACGGACCGCAUUUAGAAGACGGUAAAGUCACUCUUGACUUCGUUCAGCAACUCUUAACAAGGUUUAAAGAUCAAAAGAAAAUACAUAAAAAAUACGCAUACACGGUAAGAACUUUGACAGCUGACACCACUCGUAAAUUUCAGCAUCUGUUAUCACUUAUUAUUUGAUACAUUUGUCUACAGAUAUUGAUAGAUAUCAAGAAAUAUUUUCAAGAAGUCAGUUCGUUGUGUGAUAUAACGGUACCAGAGGUAAGGCUUGAUUUAUAUAACUUUUUCCAGUUCUAUACUGGCAUCACCCACGAUACAAUACAGAAGUUGUGAUUACAGCUCGACAACUGGACUCUGUAUAGCUCAGUUGGUUAGAGCGCUGCACCGGAAUUGCAGGGGGCCUUCCUGCUAGAGGGCCUAUAUUUCGUUCCAAAUUCCCAUCGACAAAAACCGGAAGAAGUUGUAAUUGUAUUUUUUGUUUUACUUUAUAGGGAAAUGGAUUUACUGUAUGUGGGGAUAUUCAUGGUCAAUUUUAUGAUUUAUUAAAUAUUUUUGAACUAAAUGGUCUACCUUCUGAAGAGAACCCAUACGUAUCCUUUACAAUGACAAAUUCACCUUCACGCGUAUUCCAUUGGAAUUUUCAUCUAUUCUAUCACAGGAUAUUUCUUGUAUGCCUAGAUGUAUUGCUAUCAUGCGCGUGAGUUUCUUUGCUUGUGUGUUUCUGAGCGAAUAGUCCACACGCAAAAGUCUCGCAUCUUGUAGCAAGUCUGCCAACAAGUUGUCUUCGCACUGCUUGUCCCAAGUUGUCAACAAGUUUGGAACAAACUGUUAACUUGUAACAACCUUGUUGAUAUUAUCAGACCUGUUGCAAGGUUGUUCCAACAAGUCCGAUACGGUCAUGAUAUAACAAUAUUGUUACAACCUUGUGUCGUCAACCUUGUAACAUUCUUGUUAUAUCAUGACUGUAUCACACUUGUUAGAACAACUUUGGUACAAGUCUGAUAAUGCCAUCAAGCUUGUUCCAAGUUGUUAACAGCUUGUUCCAAACUUGUUACAACAACUGGGAACAAGUGCGAACACAACUUGUCGACAGACCUGUAACAGCUUGUGCGUUUUUACGUGCGUAAUUGCUAUCCAUAUUUAAUAAAUCAAUUUUUCAUGAUUUCAAGUUAUGUACAGUUAUGAUUUCUUAACUUGUUUCUAGCUAUUUAAUGGAGAUUUUGUAGAUAGAGGCUCUUUUUCCUGUGAAGUUAUUUUUACUCUGUUUAGUUUUAAACUUUUGUAUCCCAAUCACUUUUUUAUGUCGCGUGGUAAGUGGUUUAUGUAGCAAUUAUUACUUGCGAUUCAUUCCUGGAAAAUAAAGUCUUUGGUAACAUAAUUGUUGCAAUGCUGUUCCAACAACUUGUUAUCGUCCUGCAAUUCAACAAUUUGUCAACAAGUUGUGAGUGACAACCUUGUAGCAACUUGAUAAAAUAACAGCAUUGAUACAACUUGUUGACAAGUUUGCGACAAGUCGUUUACGCGAACACAUCUUGUUGACAAGUUGUGAGAUUUUUACAUGUGUACACACGUAAAAACACACAAGUUGUAACAAGUCUGCAAACAAGUUGUUACAAGUCUGUUCACAAGCUGUCAACAAGUUGUGUUCGCACUGCUUGUUCCCAGUUGUUGUACCAAGUUUGAAACAAGCUGUUAACAACUUGUAACAAGCUUGAUGGCAUUAUCAGCCUUGUUACAAGAUUGUGCUAACAUGUUUGUUACAGCCAUGAUAUAACAAGGAUGUUACAAGGUUGUCAACACAAGGUUGUAACAAUCUUGUUAUAUCAAGCAUGUAACGGACUAGUCAGAACAACCUUGCAACAAGUCUGAUAAUUUCGACAAGGUUGUUACAAGUUGUUCCAAACCUAUUGACAACUUGGGACAAGCAGUGCGAGUACAUCUUGUUGACGGCUUGUUGGCAGACUUGUUACAACUUGUGCGUUUUUACAUGUGUAGUCAUAUUGUUGGAUGGCCACAGAUAAGAUCGUGAUAUCAUGCAUGCUAAUUCUUUUAAUUUCCAGGCAACCAUGAAACGAGUUCUAUGAAUCAGAUGUAUGGUUUUGAGGGAGAAGUGAAGUCUAAAUAUCCUUUCUUGUGUGUACUUGGCAAUGUUGUGUAUAAAUAUAUAUUUUUUAUAAUUGAUUUUUUCAUCAAUAGCGACAAAAUGAAAUGAACAAUUACGUCGUAAGGAAUUUCUUAACUUAUCAAAUAUAUUCUUCGGAUAUGAUCGAACUUUUCACAGAGGUUUACAACUGGCUACCAUUGGCUCAUCUUAUCAAUAGUAAAGUUAUGGUAUGUGAAGUGCAGAUAUUGCCUCGUCUGAAAAGUCCUUCAGUAAGACCUAUCAUUUCAUUUUCUAGGUAAUGCAUGGCGGUUUAUUCACUCGCAAUGACGUAACUUUGGAUGAAAUAAGAAAGAUUGAUAGGAACAGACAACCACCCGAACAAGGCAAGAACAAUUGGAAAUUUAUAAAAUAUCUCUGGGAAUGCAAAUCAGGAGCUAAAAUCAUUCAAAAUGCCCUCGUCUCGCGUAUAAGAAUGUUACUUUGACCCUAUUAAACUCCGUUGGUUUUUCCCAGGUUUCCUCCUGAAGUAUGACAUUAGAUCGAAUAGGGCGACUCUUACUAGACCUCCAGGGAGAACAGUUUAGAAGCGAUAGAGAUAUUCAGUGUUAAUAAAGCUAGUUCAGGUGAGGUUUCCUCCUGUUGUAACGCUGGAUCAAUAAGAGAUGAUCUUUACUGGACCUCCAGGGGGAACAGUUUAGAACUGAUAGAGCUGUCCAGUAAAUAAAGUUAGUUUAGUUUAGGUUUCCUCCUGUAGUAGCAAAGCAUCAAUAAAUAAUGACACUUUACUGGAGCUCUUGCUGGAUAACAGUUUAGAAAUGAUAGAGCUAUCCAGUAUAAAUAAUGUUACUUAGUUUAAGUUUCCUCCUGUAGUAACCCUGGAUAAACAAGAGAUAAUCCUUACUAGACCUCCAGGGAGAACAGUUUAGAAGUGAUAUAGCUAUUAAGCAUAAAUAAAGUUAGUUUAGUUUAGUUCGUCGUACUGUCAGGCUGCCAAUAAGGAUAUCCUUGCUUUCAACAGGUGUCAUGUGUGAACUUUUAUGGUCUGAUCCUCAACCACAGGUAAAGUUUUAAGUUUUGCCUAUCUGUACACCAUUACACGACCUUACAUCACAGUUUCGAAGUUCCUUUCAAUGUCAUUAACAGUCACGUUGCUUUAUUUUCAGAACGGUAGAUCUGCUAGCAAAAGAGGAGUGGCUAUCCAGUUUGGACCAGACGUGACGAAUGAAUUUUGUAGCUUGAAUAAUUUAGGUAAUUAUUUGCUUGUAUAGCUUUAGCACUGUAUUAACUCGCACACCUUCAUACAACAGGUGGAGUUCAAGUUCCGAUUUUUUAAGAAUUAAAAUUAAAAUCUUACUAUUGCAUCCUUCAAACCUAAUUUUUAUUUCAGAAUAUGUAAUACGGAGUCACGAAGUUAAAGCCGAGGGUUAUGAAGUGGCACACGACGGACAAUGUGUUACUGUGUUCUCCGCUCCUAAUUACUGGUAAGCUUUCUAAACAAAUUAACUACCUAACUAUCUGCCUGCCUACCUAUGAACCAUGUCAUAACCUAUUUCUUCAUUUUUGAAAAUGCAGUGAUCAAAUGGGAAACAAAGGCGCUUUCAUCACAAUGGGGUCAGAUCUAAAACCGAAUUUUACAACAUACGAUGCCGUGGUAAGUGUGUUAAGAAUGAUUACUCAUAAAAUAUAAUUGAGGGCUCAGAGUUGCAGGACGAAUGUUCCCCCUGCACCCUUCCCCAGAAAAUCCGCUUAUGCUACAAUGUACACUGCAGCUUCAUUUAGAAACCUUACCUCUCAUCCUAUUUUAUUUUAGCCUCAUCCAAAUGUGAAACCCAUGGCCUAUGCAAAUUCACUAAUGUCCAUGUUUGGUUUUGCGUAGUAUAAACCAGAAUACGAUUGAUGACGGUGAUAAUGUCCUUGGUAGAAGGUAAAACGGGGUGAGGUAUAUCGGGACAUUAGGAAGUCCAAGGUAUCGUUUUCUCCGUGAUUUUAAACGUCGAAAUAUGGAAUAGAAAUACUUCCUUAAACAAGGAAUUUAUUCUCUUGAAGAAAGGAUCGCUUUAUGUUCAUGGCGCUGACCAAAUCGUGAUAUCGGCUCAAAAUUUCCUCCUUUAAAGUUGACUGCAAAUGAUAAAGUGUCAUUUUGUAUGCAAACUUCAACAUUGUUAUUUUUUUUCAUUUUUAAAAUACGCAUAUUACCAUACUUAUGUCCUAAAGAUUUAUAUUCAAACAGUAAAUAUAUUUUCAUAGCAUAUUGAACAAACAUACACUUAUUAAGAUGAACCAUUACGAAUCAUUCAUGUUAGGAAAUUAAACGUUUCAUAUUGGUUUUUGAUAGAUGAAAAAAAUGCAAAAUAUGUUGAAGUUUUAUUUCAACAAAAUAUAUUAAUUUAAUUCCAGGACUCCGAGUCAUUAAUAAUUCAUUAAACUGAUUUAAUUAGAUUUCAUCAGGCAAUCGUGUCGCCUUUAGAAGGCAGCACAGGCAAUCCAGAAGAUAUCUGGAUUGUCUAUGAUGGCAGGCAAAACUUGGUUCAGUUGGCUGCAGGCAAGAAAAAUUUCACCACAUCAUUGCACAACAUAAUACAAGAUAUGCAAUUUCUCAUAUUUUAUAAAGUGUACAACUGAAUUUACAUUUUUAUAUUAUAGAUUACAAAUUUACCAUUCUCAC
Messenger RNA from Paramuricea clavata, 8569 nucleotides. The record is from the annotation of a GenBank genome assembly. NCBI's taxonomy places the organism in Eukaryota, Metazoa, Cnidaria, Anthozoa, Malacalcyonacea, Plexauridae.